Molecule: messenger RNA, 2368 nt
Organism: Labrus mixtus (cuckoo wrasse)
Lineage: Eukaryota; Metazoa; Chordata; Actinopteri; Labriformes; Labridae
Gene: ube2b
Product: ubiquitin-conjugating enzyme E2B (RAD6 homolog)
Exons: 6
Coding region: 128-586 (152 amino acids)
Biological process (GO): proteasome-mediated ubiquitin-dependent protein catabolic process; protein polyubiquitination; DNA repair
Cellular component (GO): HULC complex
Molecular function (GO): ubiquitin conjugating enzyme activity
Source: RefSeq, a predicted model, not a curated record
GAGAGCUAGCUAGCCAGUUGUUUUGGGGGAAGAAGAAAAGGGCUACAAGCGGAAGAAACACCGGAUUUAGUUUCGGAUAUAAUUCGGUUUAUGGUCUCGGUUUAGAUUUUUUAAUACAUUUCGAAUAAUGUCGACCCCGGCAAGGAGACGGCUUAUGAGAGAUUUUAAAAGACUUCAAGAAGAUCCUCCCACCGGUGUGAGUGGAGCACCAUCAGAGAACAACAUCAUGCUUUGGAACGCUGUUAUUUUUGGGCCUGUGGGAACACCAUUUGAAGAUGGAACGUUUAAGCUUCUGAUAGAGUUUUCAGAGGAGUACCCAAACAAGCCUCCCACGGUUCGAUUUGUCUCCAGAAUGUUUCACCCAAAUGUUUAUGCAGAUGGCAGUAUAUGUUUAGACAUCCUUCAGAACCGCUGGAGCCCCACGUAUGAUGUGUCGUCCAUACUCACCUCCAUCCAGUCGUUGCUGGACGAGCCAAACCCCAACAGCCCAGCCAACAGUCAGGCCGCACAGCUCUAUCAGGAAAACAAGCGGGAGUACGAGAAGAGGGUGACGGCCAUCGUGGAGCAGAGCUGGGUGGACGUCUGAGCGUCUCUCGCUCUCUACUUCUUCCCCUCCAUCACUCUCUCUCUCUUCAUCAUCCCAGUACUCCAGUCUCUCAUUUUUACCUCAUCAAGAAGGAAAUAAAACAGCAACUAUAUCAGAAGAACUCAAGUGCCACCCUGAAAAACAAAAUGAUCUAGAGAACAACCAAACCAGAAUGGACAUUAUCUUGCUUGCCAAUACAUUUGAGGAAAACGAGGGAGGGGAAAUCCAUCUUAUGUUUGUGUUCCUUGUCCUUAAUUUUACUUUUUUUUAUUGCAUGAUGUGAAAUAAGUUAUUGCUAACAGAAUUUGUAAUAUAUCUUUGUUGUUUGGAUGGAUUGAUGCUGUUAGUGUUUGAGUUUUACAGAUUUUGUUUUUUCUUUUGAAGUUUUCACAUUUCUUUUUUCUUAUUUUAUUUUAUUUUUUUUAGCAAUGUUUCCUGGUAUGAACACAACUUGGCUGUUUUGUGAGGGCAGGUUGAUGACCAAAAUCUACAUAUUUAGAAAGCAAUGGAAAAAGAACAACCCAGAACAAGUCACUCAAGUAUUGGUAUUGUUAUUUUAAGGCCUGCCACUGAUGCAGCUGAUAAAAAUAAAAAAAAACAAUCCCUGGGCUGUUCCAGCAGAUCUGUUAUUUUGAGACACACUGUACAGGCUUCGGCUCACAGACGUCACAGGCUGCAACAGCGCCAAGUCUCCCUUGCACUGAUGAAUCAUGAGUCCCUGGCAAGGCAGCUCUGAGCUUUCAUUUUAAUGAUUUUUGCUCGGAGGUAGAAGAUGUCAGACAGGGAGUGUUAUGAGAGAGUAAAUAUUAACACCAGGAUGAGACAAGAUGAACAAGGACGGUGGAGAACAGGAUUGGAUGAAAAGGAAGAGAGCUGAACCAAGGAAAGUGUUCACUGCAGUAAUUGCAUUUUCUUUUAGUCAGCUACAUGAGCUAAUCUUCUCACCGUUGUCCUUCUCCUAGCUUCAUUCAUUUUUAAGGUGUUUUUAAAGUGUAUGUGAGGUAAAUGAGGAUCUCGAAAGGAAUUCAAUAGUGCUUGAACUUAAGAUAUCCUUGAAUGGUUUCAUUAGAGUUCAAUCAUGGUGUAAACAAAGGUAGCAAGAAGAAACCUGUGAAUCUGUAAGACAAGUUGGAUCAGCGGUAAGUCGCUACAUUAAAAAGAAAAAGGAGGAGGCAUGGCUAUUUCCACAAAAGGACACGUAUAUAGAAGUAUCCUCUAGUUUUUUUUAGGUUUUUACAGUUCUUGAGUUACAGAGCUUCUUCUCCUGACGGCUCUUCAGACACUUGAUCUAUAUUGUCUUGUAGUUUCACCCACCUCAGACAGUAAGUCACUUUGUAGCCUGUGACGCAUGUGAGUGAGAGUUAGUGCUUGUGAUCCUUCUCUUAAAAACAACAUAGCUGACCUACUGUAUAACCUGACCAAUGAGCAGAGGAUAAAAUGAGUGCAGUCCAGUGUGACAUCAACUGUUUUCCCAAAAGGUUCAGGUUGUUUUCAUGCCUGCAUUUGUCUCCUGAUAUUUCUAUGCGAUGCCCACUUAAAAGACCACUUGAGUAUAUUACAGUCACGACUUAAUUCAGCCCCACUCCAGCUAAAUAUUCACAGAAGGUCAUCAUAAAACAAGAGAUCAUGUUUUCUGAGACAAUAAAGGUCAUAUUGUGGCUAGUGACUUAUUUCACCUAAAAAAAAAUGAGAUGUUAUUAAAUUUUGUGAAUUAAACAAGAAAAUGUAUACUUAUAACGAUAUGCUGUAUAAACAUAAUAAAACACAUUUUUCAGACUUUGA